UCACUCUCUUGGAAACCCACCCAGAACCUCCACCCUCUGACACCAUGGUCAACUCCUGUUGUGGCUCUGUCUGCUCUGACCAGGGCUGUGGCUCCAGCUGCUGCCAGCCUUGCUGCCGCCCCACCUGCUGCCAGACCACCUGCUGCAGGACCACCUGCUGCCGGCCCACCUGCUGUGUGUCCAGCUGCUGCCGCCCCUCCUGCUGUGGCUCCAGCUGCUGCAGGCCCAGCUGCUGCAUCUCUAGCUGCUGCCGCCCCUCCUGCUGUGGCUCCAGCUGCUGUGGCUCCAGCUGCUGCAGGCCCAGCUGCUGCAUCUCUAGCUGCUGCCGCCCCUCCUGCUGCCAGACCGCCUGCUGCCGCCCCAGCUGCUGUGGCUCCAGCUGCUGUGGCUCCAGCUGCUGCAGGCCCAGCUGCUGCAUCUCUAGCUGCUGCCGCCCCUCUUGCUGUGGCUCCAGCUGCUGUGGCUCCAGCUGCUGCCGCCCCUCCUGCUGCAUUUCUAGCUGCUGCCGCCCCUCUUGCUGUGGUUCCAACUGCUGUGGCUCCAGCUGCUGUGGCUCCAGCUGCUGCCGCCCCUCCUGCUGCCCCUCCUGCUGCCUGCGCCCAGUCUGUGGCCGGGUCUCCUGCCACACCACUUGCUAUCGCCCCACCUGUGUCAUCUCCACCUGCCCCCGCCCCAUGUGCUGUGCCUCCUCUUGCUGCUGAGCCCCCUGCCCUGUGACCACUAU
Felis catus (domestic cat) is the source of this 724-nucleotide messenger RNA. RefSeq names its product keratin-associated protein 4-6-like. Lineage: Eukaryota; Metazoa; Chordata; Mammalia; Carnivora; Felidae. The record is from RefSeq and is a predicted model, not a curated record. Gene Ontology annotation, cellular component: keratin filament. The transcript has 3 exons. Bases 45 to 701 code for a protein of 218 amino acids.